Molecule: messenger RNA, 879 nt
Organism: Amorphotheca resinae ATCC 22711
Lineage: Eukaryota; Fungi; Ascomycota; Leotiomycetes; Helotiales; Amorphothecaceae
Exons: 1
Coding region: 141-629 (162 amino acids)
Source: RefSeq, a predicted model, not a curated record
UACCGCAAAAAGUCUCCUAGCUGUACGUCUUCUCCUAUCCUCUAGUCAUUUUGAAAGCUCAAUUCCUAACCUCAUCCCAGCCAUACUUUGCCAAGAACCCCAAGUUUGACCUUGAGCACUUCCGCAAUGAGCUUGCCCAAAUGUCAGCCGAGCGCCGUCUUCACCACACCCACAGGUCCGCAACGAACUUGAUAACAGUUUGUGAAAACCCCAUCUGCCGCAUCCUCAACUACCUGGAGGUCCUUAUAAACACCACUCGCGACUCAUGGACCGAGUCAGAAGUCCGCGCCGAGCUACGACGUGUUGAUAGGUGGGAAGACCAGGGUGUCAUGAAUUACACCCCCGCAAGUCGGGAACAAGCUAUGAAACUCCGUGGUUUGGGCACCAGGAAGGAGAGGAAACAGGCAAAGAGAGAAGAUCGGAGAAAGGCAAGGGCAGAGGAUGCUUUCAUCAGAGAGCUGAGCGCAUUUGGACUGGGAAGUGGGGAAAAGGAUGAUGCAAAGGAGAGAAGACAUCAGAGAAGGGAGAAGAAGAUUCGGAAGAGAGAGAGGAUGACAUUACAGGAGAGUCAGGAUGGCAGGGGAAAUGCAGAGGUGGGAGACCAUGAUGAUAUGCACAUGAAGAUGUGAAAUCCUUUUGUUUUCACAUUCUGCAGUAUCCAGAAUGGUGGCAUGUAUGUUCCUCCUGGGAGUCCUAGACCUCUUCCAGGAUUGGGGGGUUCCUCGUCUUCAAUCGCAUAGUCAUCGCCGGAUGUAUCAUGUGGCAUACGUCCUUUGAUGAGCCCAGAACUCAAAUCAAAGACGACAUACACCGAACCAAGCGCACGGAUUGAUUCGAGUCACUCCAAGUCGCAUAUAAAUGCGAGUCCCCAAGCGCCUC